AUGGAGCAGGAGGUACCUGCGCUGCGCGCUGCGGGCGGCUUCGGGCGGGCCCGUCGCCUGCUGGCCGCCGCCUCGUGGUUGCCCGGUGUGGCACUGGGGCUGGUGCUGAGCUCGGAGCCACUUCUUAGGGCGCGGCCGGCGCACCACUGCCGACCGGACCCGGAGUUACUGCCUCCCGCGCUGCGCGCCUUGGACGGGCCUGCGCUGCUCCGGGCCAGCGUGCCGCGCGUUGGAGCCGCGCGCGCCUGGAGCCCCUGCCUGCUGUUGCGCUACCCCGAGCGCGGCGUCAUGAGAGCGGCGCCCGCGCCAAACAGCACGCGGCCCUGCACACGCGGCUGGGAAGGGCCGGGGUGGGACCUCGUAUGUGAGGACAGCUGGAAAGUACCUCUGGAGCAGACAGGCUACCUGCUGGGCUGGCUGCUGGGGUCCAUCGUCCUGGGCACAGGCUGUGACCGGUUUGGCCGCCGGGCUGUGUUUAUAGGCUCGCUGGUGCUAGCCACGGUCCUAGGUGCCGGUGAGGCCCUGGCCACCAGCUUCCCUGCCCUUCUGGCCCUGCAACUACUCCAUGCGGGGACCCUGGCAGGGGUCUCCUUAGCCCUCUAUGUAGCACGCCUGGAGCUGUGUGACCCCCCACACCGCCUGCUCUUCUCUGGGGGUGCCAGCCUCUUCUCAGUGAUGGGCACCCUGCUGCUGCCGGGCCUGGCCGUGCUCGCUCAGGACUGGCGCCUGCUACAGGGGCUGGGCGCCCUGGUAACCAGCACUGUGCUGCUCUUUUGGGGGUUCCCAGCCCUGUUCCCUGAGUCCCCCCGCUGGCUGCUGGCCACAGGGCAGCUGGGCCGAGCCAGGCAGAUCCUGUGGUAUUUUGCCAAGGCCAGUGGCCUGGAUCCUGAAGACAGCUCCUUGGAGGAGGAAAACUCCCUGGCUAUAGAGCUGGACCUGCUGUCUGCGGGGAGCCCCCAGCCCCAGUACCACUGGGUCCUCGAGCUCUUGCACACCCAGGUCACCUGGAGAAACGGCCUCAUCCUGGGCUUCACUUCGAUGAUCAGCGGUGGCAUCCGCGCCAGCUUCCUCCGUGGCCUAGCCCCCCAGGAGCCAGCCUUCUACUCGUCCUACUUCCUGACGGCCAGCCUGGAUGCGUCAGCCACGGUCCUACUGCUGCUGACUGCGGAUCGCUGGGGACGCCGCCCCGCCCUGCUGCUGGCCACCCUCACCACCAGCCUGGCAUCCCUGCUGCUCCUCGCUGGGACCCAGCAUCUUCCGCGCUGGACCCAGCUGUCACUCUCUGUGCUGGGACUCCUGGCCUCCCAGGCCAUGUCCACACUGAGCAGCCUCUUUGCCGCUGAGGUCUUCCCCACGGCCAUCAGAGGGGCCGGGCUGGGCCUGGUGCUGGGCGCCGGGUUCCUGGGCCAGGUGGCCGCCCCCCUGGCCGACGUGCACGCCCGGCACAGCUCCUUCCUCCAGGAUGUCCUCUUCGCCUCCUUUGCUGUUCUCGGCCUGCUCUGCAUCCUACUGCUGCCCGAGAGCCGAGGCCGCAGGCUGCCCCAGAGCCUGCAGGACGCGGAGCACCUUCGCCGGAGCCCGCUCUUCCGGGGCCGCUACCCCUGCCACCAGGACCACUUGCCCCUGCUGCAGCCCUCCUGCCUGCAUUAA
This is a messenger RNA of Orycteropus afer afer, 1650 nucleotides long. RefSeq names its product solute carrier family 22 member 31 (gene SLC22A31). Gene Ontology annotation, cellular component: membrane. Lineage: Eukaryota; Metazoa; Chordata; Mammalia; Tubulidentata; Orycteropodidae. The transcript has 10 exons. Gene Ontology annotation, molecular function: transmembrane transporter activity. The coding region runs from base 1 to 1650 and encodes 549 amino acids. Gene Ontology annotation, biological process: transmembrane transport. The record is from RefSeq and is a predicted model, not a curated record.